GAGCCGGCUCAUAGUCGACCGCGACGAACGAGAUCGCGUCUUAUCAGCCUCAACAGGAGUCAGCCUGGCUAAAAGUUCGCCAAUCAUGUCACCAGUUGGCUUGGCGUUCCUCGGAUUGAUCUCUGCCGCCCUGGCCAAGCCGGGCAUCCUGUCCGGCCCGCUGAUCGCUACCCUGACACCUGGAGCACCCGUUGGACCCGAUGGCAGGGUCGUCGACACCCCGGAAGUCGCCGUAGCUAAGGCCGCCCAUGCUGCCGCCCAGGUCAACGAGAGGAUCAAUCUGGCCAACGAGGCUGCCAGGUCCUCUCUGGCUGCCCAAACCGCUGUGAUCAACCCUGCUGCCUCACUGGUCAUCGGAGGACCUGCUACUCUGCUGGUCCCUGGCGCACCCAUUGGACCCGACGGCAGGGUGGUCGACACUGCUGAAGUCGCUGUGGCCAAGGCUGCUCAUGCUGCUGCACAGGUCAAUGAAAGGAUCAGCCUGGCCAACGAGGCUGCCAGGUCCGUCGCGGCUGACUUAACCAGACCAGUCGUAAUCACUGGCGGAGUGUUAACAGCGGCAAGCCCAGCAGCCUCAGUGGGCCCUGACGGAAGAGUACAGGACACUCCAGCUGUGGCAGCAGCCAAGGCAGCGCACGCAGCAGCUCAAAUCAACGAGAGAAUCAACCUGGCCAACGAGGCUGCCAGAUCUGGGGCGGCGACGCUCGUGUCAGCUGGCCAAGCUGUGUCCGUGCCCUUACUGGCUGGCAAUGCUGUCCUGGUCCCAGGGGCACCGAUCGGUCCUGAUGGAAGGGUCCAGGACACGCCGGAAGUGGCUGUGGCGAAGGCUGCGCACGUGUCCGCUCAUAUCAACGAGAAGCUGAACCUGGCCAACGAGGCGGCCAAGUCUGCGGAUGUUGUCGCUCUCGCCGCACCGGGACUGGCUUAUGGAAGGGUUCUCUACUAAGACUGUGGGCCCAACUCACGCGGGAAUUACUAUAGAUUAUAACCGAUGUUUAGUUGUCUUUAGUUGGAAUAAAGAAACUGGCUGGAACUGUU
Messenger RNA from Megalopta genalis, 1038 nucleotides. RefSeq lists its product as uncharacterized. NCBI's taxonomy places the organism in Eukaryota, Metazoa, Arthropoda, Insecta, Hymenoptera, Halictidae. The record is from RefSeq and is a predicted model, not a curated record.